Amyelois transitella is the source of this 1838-nucleotide messenger RNA. It is a transcript of the gene RanGAP, whose product is annotated as ran GTPase-activating protein 1. Gene Ontology annotation, cellular component: cytosol; perinuclear region of cytoplasm; nucleus. Gene Ontology annotation, biological process: activation of GTPase activity; nucleocytoplasmic transport; signal transduction. The record is from RefSeq and is a predicted model, not a curated record. Lineage: Eukaryota; Metazoa; Arthropoda; Insecta; Lepidoptera; Pyralidae. Gene Ontology annotation, molecular function: small GTPase binding; GTPase activator activity. The transcript has 13 exons. The coding region runs from base 117 to 1838 and encodes 573 amino acids.
GAAUGUCAGGUCACUGUCAAUAAAAAAAAAAAAUUAAAAAAUAACCGUUGACGAAGUGUUUGUUUUCCAUGAUUUUGUGAUAUUAAUUUGCUUUUAACUUAUUUUUUAUUUAUAAAAUGGCUUCUUUCGAUUUAAAUGCGAUAAACACAGCUUUAAGUGAGCCGACCAGAACUGUUAGUGGUGUGGACUUUUCUGGAAAAUCAUUGAAACUUGAUACGGAGAAAGAUGCUCAACCUAUCGUGGAUGCCAUCAACUCGUGUCCCGACCUUCAGUACCUGACAUUGACGGGUAACACCCUCGGUGUGGCGGCCGCCAAGGCCAUAGCGAAGGCCCUGGAGCACCACCCCGAGCUGAAGGUGGCUCGGUUCUCGGACAUGUUCACCGGCAGGAUGAAGACUGAGAUACCGCCCGCUUUGAGUGCGCUAGGCGACGGCAUGAUAGCGGCCGGCGCUCGCCUCUCGCUGUUAGAUCUCAGUGACAACGCAUUCGGCCCCAUCGGAGUGGAGGGGCUCGCUAGGCUUCUUCAGAGCGAGGUCUGCGGCCAACUGCAGGAGUUGCGGCUUAAUAACAACGGUCUCGGCAUCACCGGCGGAAGACUCCUGGCCAAGGCUCUGUCAGCGAACCCUCGGAGGCUGAAGGUGUUCAUAGCGGGCAGGAACAGGCUGGAGAAUGACGGGGCGACAGCUUUGGCCAAGGUGUUCCAGGAAAUGGGCACCCUUGAAGAGGUAGCGAUGCCCCAGAAUGGCAUAUACCACGUCGGCAUAUCGUCGCUGUCUGACGCGUUCAAAAAGAACCCGGGACUUCGGAGUCUGAAUCUUAACGACAACACUAUUGGGGGCAAGGGGGCGCAGGCUAUAGCUGACGCUUUACCCAGAUUGAAAAAUUUAAAAUCGAUAAAUUUUGGUGAUUGCUUAUUGAAAAGCAAAGGUGCUAAAGCUCUCGCCAGAGCUUUCAAAGAUAACUCGGUCCGUUUAGAGUCACUAGACCUGAGCCACAACGAAAUAGGCAGAGAGGCGUGUAUGGAGAUUGUGGACGCCAUCACAUCGCCGUCUGAUGCGCAGGCGCAGGGGACCAAAGUUGUUUUGGCCGGUAACAGUUUAGGCGGUACGGCCAACAAGAAGACGAUGAGGGACAAAUUAGGUGAAACUGCCGUGUUGAGUGAUGGAGAAGGGAGUGACGGCGAUGAAUACGUGACAGACUCCGAGGAGGAGUCGUCGGGCGAUGAGAGUGAGCGCUCAGAAGACAGCGCAACGGAGGACGCUCAACAUUUGGACACGAGCGCUGAUUUCGUUAAAGAUGUCAUCGCCCUCGACAACUCAGGCGUAGAAGAGAUCGAAACAGAUGUAGGCAGAUUCCUGAAGGAGCCUACCUCACUAAACCUGGACAGGCUGGGUCCAGAGGCGGCCGAUGUCAUAGAUGCACAUUUACAGUCAAUAAAAGAGCCGGCCGAUUUGAUCCAGGCGUAUGUUGAAGCAACAUUCUGUGUUUCGGGCCUGUAUCAGGAUAACAAUACAGCGGCACAGAUAUCCCGCAAACUAUACCCGAUACUGUUAUCCCGGGCGGGGCAACAGCACGCCGCCGCCUGGCUCCUAGCGGAUACCAUGUUGCGGGGACUCGGACUCAUCAAAUCUGAAAACAAAGAGUACCGCCCCCGCUGGUCGCUCCCCGGCUGCUACACAGCCCUCGGCUCGGUAAUAGAAGAGGCAUACUUCCCGCCGGCUCUACGGGACACGCUACGCUUCUUCAUAGCAAGCAAGUUACCGGUGCUUGGAGAAGAUACGAAACAAGCCGUAUUGAGGCAGAGAACGUUGCAACAACAUAAUACACAAUACGCUUGA